AUGCUACCGUCGGACAUAAAACAGAGGGUCCUUAAGAUGGCCUAUCUGAUGCUCCUGUGGCUUUACUUUGACGAGAAAUUAGAAGAAUCAAGAGAAGAAGCGGACGAUUCAGACGCAGACGAAGAUGAAACAACCGCUCUGGCCAAUGCAAGCGACGAGAUGUUAAUUGAGGCCUUUGACGCUAUGAAUCGAUUGAUGGCUCGUUCUUGA
Aspergillus luchuensis is the source of this 210-nucleotide messenger RNA. RefSeq lists its product as uncharacterized. The record is from RefSeq and is a predicted model, not a curated record. The coding region runs from base 1 to 210 and encodes 69 amino acids. The transcript has a single exon. Lineage: Eukaryota; Fungi; Ascomycota; Eurotiomycetes; Eurotiales; Aspergillaceae.